GAUUUCAAAAAAGGGGUUGCAAAAGCAAAAUCCUAUAGCAGCCCUGUUUUUUCCAAGGAAAGGUAGGUACUUCCUGCUGCCCACAGGGAGUUUAAUCCCAUGUGGGUGGGAGCAAUAAGAGGAAAUGCAGGGGAUGCAAAUGCUUAUGAAAAGGUGGGAUUUGGCCACAGAGGUGUGCAAAUGGGAGCUAUCAGCUGCUGCCUCGCCAGGACUCUGUACCCUGUGUCCUCCCAGGCACGAGACCAUUUAUUGCUGUGACGUGGGAUGGGACGCUCGUUCCUUCUCCCUUUCCGGGAGGAGGGAGGCGGGUUGAUGCCGAAGGGCAGCACAGCUGAAGGAGCUGCCAGUGUGCCUGAGAGUUUUACUCUCUUUCUUUCUUAUUUUCCCUAGAAUCAACCCCUGAUCUGGCCCUUCCACGGCUUCAGCGAUGUUGCCAGGGAAAGCAGAUAAAAGAAUUGCUUCAUCCAUCUUCAUCACCCUCGUGCCACCACGGAGGGACGUGGCCACCAAGGAGAAAACCCAACGGGAGCCGCAGCCAGGUGGUGCCGAGGUCCCUGGCACCCAUCAGCCCCAGAUCCUGCUGUCACCCCCCACGCUGCCCAACGGAGAAACCCAGCCGGUGGCCCCUGUACCUGCAUCCCCACCAGUCCUGCCCCUCUCUGAAGUGCCCCAGCCCUUGUCCGUGGAGCCGCUGGGUCUGGCACUGCAGCAACUAGACCUUGCAGCACCUUCCACUCUCCAGGCCCCUUCCACCUUCCCUGCUGAAUUGAAGCCACCCACAUUUUCCCAGGAACAAGCAGGCAAGCGGCAGUGGCAGGAUGUGAAUGGUGACCUGGGGAGGGACAGCUCCAGAGACAUCUGUGCCUUCUGCCACAAAGCGCUGGGGCCCCGGGAGCCGACGGUGGAGGCAAUGCGGAAGCAGUACCACCCUGACUGCUUCACCUGCCGCACAUGCCACCGACUCCUGGCUGGGCAGCGCUACUUCCAAAGAGAUGGGUGCCCCACGUGUGAGACCUGCUUCCAGGCCACGCUGGAGAAAUGUGCCAAGUGCCAGGGGCUGAUCACGGAGCACAUUGUCCGUGCUCUGGGCAAGGGCUACCACCCCAGCUGCUUCUCCUGCGCUGCCUGUGGCCGGGCCAUCGGCACGGAGAACUUCGCCGUGGACGAGCAGGGUGACGUGUACUGCGUGCCCGACUACUACAGGAAAUAUGCUGCGGUGUGCAGCGCCUGCGAGCGCCCCAUUGUCCCCCGUGAGGAUGAGGACACCUACAAGAUCGAGUGCCUGGGACGCAGCUUCCACGAGAGCUGCUACCGCUGCGAGAGCUGCAGGAUGCCUCUGUCACCGGAGCUGACAGAGAAUGGGUGCUACCCCCUGGACAACCACCUCCUCUGCAAGUCCUGCCACAUCCACUGGCGCAACGAGUCAUCCUGCUGAGACCCUGCAACUCAUCAUCCCCUUCCAGUGCCAGGCAACAAAAAGGGGGUGCCCACAGUGGGAUGAGCCCCAUGGCUGACCCUGGGUGCCUGCUGCACCCCCAAAUUACUGCAGAACUGGGUUUUCAUCACCAAAAUGUCCCCAGGACCCUGACCCGGUGGGCUGGCGGGAUGAAAAAUCGUGGAUAUGUCCCAGCACAGCUCUGCACUCAUAACGAAUAUAAAAUGCCCUGACAGAGCAGCAAUGAGGAGUGGAGGUUUUAUUCCUUAUUGAUUUUUUUAAACUCCUUUUUCCAAAGGCCAGUUUGGUUUUCUUGGGUGGUGUUUCUUUCUUCUCGAGCUUCCUUGGGGUUUCACUGAAAUGUUUCUCUCUGUGGAGAGCGGGCACUGAUUUAGUUAAUCACAGUUAAAUAAAACCCCGAGUUU
Molecule: messenger RNA, 1860 nt
Organism: Onychostruthus taczanowskii (white-rumped snowfinch)
Lineage: Eukaryota; Metazoa; Chordata; Aves; Passeriformes; Passeridae
Gene: FBLIM1
Product: filamin binding LIM protein 1
Exons: 7
Coding region: 428-1435 (335 amino acids)
Biological process (GO): cell-cell adhesion
Cellular component (GO): stress fiber; focal adhesion
Molecular function (GO): filamin binding
Source: RefSeq, a predicted model, not a curated record